AUGUCAGACUCUGAGCACGAAUCUUCCGCCUCUGAAUCUCCUGUAACUAAAACGCGACGGGUUUUACGGCAGCUGUCCCGCAAGUCUGAAAAGCAAGGCAACGGAACCGCCGUUCACGAGGACAAUGCAGAAGAGGAUGACAUCGAAAAAUCAAAUAACCAAGAAGGACCGGGAAAAGGGAACUACCAAGAAAAGCAAACGGGCAUGCAAGCAAAAUAUGUUUCUUCAAAGCCAAACGGUGGUCCUGUGAAUCCACCUAAGACUGCAGUAGCUUUGCAGCACCCAAAAUAUGAUGAAAUGGUAGAACAAGCAGUUAAAGAGCUUGUUGAGAACCAACGAACCGGAACAUCGAUUCAGAAGGUUAUGAAAUUCAUCGAGAAUAAGUAUUCUGUUCCUGAAGCUAAGGCAAAGUUAUUUUGCAAAAAAUCAAUUCAAAAAGGUCUCAAGAAUGAAACGUACGUCAAAACCAGCGGUAUUGGUUUGACCGGAUCGAUUGAUUUUUCAGCCUCUUAUAAGAAAAAGAUGAAACGAGAGCAAAUGAAAUUGAUGAAACUCCAAAACCCUAAAGACUUGAAGAUAAAAACGAAAGCUGUUGCUAAGAAAAAUGUUCCUAAUCUGAAGGCAAAACCGAAGACGAAAGAGUUUUUCAGUAUGUUUCACGAAUAA
This is a messenger RNA of Sabethes cyaneus, 666 nucleotides long. RefSeq lists its product as uncharacterized. The record is from RefSeq and is a predicted model, not a curated record. Gene Ontology annotation, biological process: nucleosome assembly. NCBI's taxonomy places the organism in Eukaryota, Metazoa, Arthropoda, Insecta, Diptera, Culicidae. Gene Ontology annotation, cellular component: nucleosome. Gene Ontology annotation, molecular function: DNA binding. The transcript has a single exon. The coding region runs from base 1 to 666 and encodes 221 amino acids.